Messenger RNA from Eptesicus fuscus (big brown bat), 2432 nucleotides. RefSeq names its product taperin (gene TPRN). The record is from RefSeq and is a predicted model, not a curated record. Gene Ontology annotation, biological process: stereocilium maintenance; auditory receptor cell stereocilium organization; sensory perception of sound. NCBI's taxonomy places the organism in Eukaryota, Metazoa, Chordata, Mammalia, Chiroptera, Vespertilionidae. Gene Ontology annotation, cellular component: stereocilium base. Gene Ontology annotation, molecular function: phosphatase binding.
GGGCGGGUCUCAGAGCGUCUUCCCCAAUGGGCGGCGGUCGCGGGAGUGGGCGUGGCCGCUGCUCGAGGGCUACCGGCGGGCGGCUGCCGCAGUUCCGCGCGCGCUGGCUUGGGCGGCCGCUCCGCAGCAUGGCCGGCCUGGGGCGGCCGGGCCCGGGGCCCCGCGCCGGGAUGCCCGCCUGGAAGCGGGAGAUCCUGGAGCGGAAGCGGGCCAAGCUGGCGGCCCUGACCGGGGGCUCGGCGCCGGGGACCGGGGCGGACGCGGCGGGACCCGCGGAGCCGGCGGGCGAGCGGCUCGUGCUGGCCGAUAGCCUGGGCCCGCUGUGCGAGAACCCGUUCAUGCGGCUCGAGUCGGAGCGGCGGCGCGGAGCGCGGCGCGGCGGGGGCGCGGGCGCGGGCGCGGCGGGGGCGCGGCCGGUGCAGCAGCUCGUGGAGCUGUACCGCCGGGUGCCGGGCGUGCGGACCAUCCGGGCCGACAACAUCCUCAUCAUCGAGUCGGUGCCCGGCUUCCCGCCCGCCGCUCCCGACCCCGCCACGGGCCUGGCUGCCCGCAUCCGCGCCGCCGAGGUGCUCGUGUACGAGGCGCCGCCUUCGCCCGGCCGCGUCAGCCGCCUGCUCCAGAAGUUCGACCCGCCGUCCGCGCCGCGCCGUCGCGGGAGCCCGGAGCGCAGUCGCCCGCCGCCGCCGCCGCCCCAGCAGCCUGUCCUCGGCCCGGCCGCCCCGCGCGUGGGCGAGCGCGCCGCCUGCUUGGAGCCCGAGCGGCGCGGCCCAGGGCCCGGCGCCCGGCGCGGCGACUUCUUGCAGAAGACCAGCAACAACUCGUUCACCGUCCACCCUCGGGGCCUGCACCGCGGGGCGGGCGCUCGCCCGCUCCCCAACGGGCCCGCGGCCCCGGAGCCCCCGGCCGGCGCUGCCAACGGCAUCGCGGGCUCCGGCCCCGGGCCGGGCGAGUACAAGCCAAAGGUGGAGUCGGGGGAGCCUCCCGCCCACCCGCCCCCCAGCCCCGGGACCCCCAGUGCCACUCCAGCCUCGCCCCCGGCCUUGCCCAGGCCCAGCCCUGCCAGUGCCACUCCCAGCCAGCGCCACUGGGUCUCCUCGGCCACCAGCGCCAACGACUCCUUCGAGAUCCGGCCGGCCUCCAAGCCAGAUAUGGACACGAUUCCCGCGGGGGACCUGCAGGCCCGGGCCCUGGCCAGUCUCCGUGUGAACUCCCGCAACUCCUUCGUGUUCAUCCCCAAGCGCAAGGCCACCGGGGCGCCUCUGCCCCAAGGGAGGCAGCCGGGGAGGCUGCCAGAGGGAGCGGCUGUCCGGGCCUCCCAGCGCCCGCAGCGUGGAGCCCCGCUGGCGUCUGGGGCUGAUGGUGCACCUGUCCAAGAGAGGGGCCCCUGGAGGGCCCAGGAGGGGGCCUGCCCCCGGCCGGCCACUGCCCUAGUGGACCAGGCUGUUAGGUGGCAGCGGCCAUCCUCGCCGCCCCCAUCCCUCCCGGCUGCCGCCGAAGCCGAGCCUUCCCAGGGCUUCGGGGUUUCCGGCUUGGCCAAGAACGGCGGGGAGCCUGGAAGGCCAGGGCUGCCCGUCACCUUCAUCGAUGAGGUGGACUCGGAGGAUGAGGUCCCCCAAGAAGCCAAACUGCCCUGCUCGGGGGCCAGCGUGCCUCCCCAGUACCACCCACCGGAGCGCCUGCACCAGGGCGGCCACACCUUCACGGUGGUGCCCAGGAGGAAGCCAGGGGUCCUGCCGGCCAGUGGGGAGCCGGGCCCCCUGGAGGCGGAGGAAGUGGAGGGGGACCGCCUGCCAGAGCUCCCUGCUGGCCUGGGGGCCGCGCCGAAGAAGCGCUACCCCACCGUGCACGAGAUCGAGGUGAUCGGCGGCUACCUGGCCCUGCAGAAGUCCUGCCUCACCAAGGCGGGCUCCUCGAGAAAGAAGAUGAAGAUCUCCUUCAAUGACAAGAGCCUGCACACCACGUUUGAGUACCCAUCCGAGAGCUCCCUGGUGCAGGAGGCCCAGGCGGAGGCCGAGGGCGAGGAGGCGGCGGAGGAGGAGGAGGAGGACGACGAGGAGGAGGAGGACGGCUCUGGCUUGAACGGGGCGGUGGAGAAGCCCUUCGCGCUCUUCCUGCCCCGAGCCACCUUCGUGAACAGCGUGGCGCCCGACAGCCCUCGCCUGCCAGACGGCAGCUCAGGCCUGUCCAGCUACACUCCCAAGCACUCCAUGGCCUUCAGCAAGUGGCAGGAGCAGCCUCCGGCACAGGCCCCGGGGGAGGUGGAGCCCUCACUGAAGGAGGUCAUGCUCACCCCCGCCAGCCACAACGACCUUUCGGACUUCGGCAGCGAGCUAGCCCUGUAUUUCUGACGCCAGUCCCACCAGGAUGGCCGGGCUCCACCCUCAUUCUGCAGACCCCCUUCUGCUCUGCCAGCUCUGCUCCCCCAAAGCCCA